CUGGAGGAAAAACUUUAUUUAUUCAAACUGUUCCUCUUCAGAGCAAUGACUCCUAAAGAGAGUUUGGAAUUGGAUGGAGAAAGGGAGACUGCUGCCGGCCUGGAUGCCACGGUGGACUAUGUUAAGUUCUCCAGAGAUCAGUUCAUCCUGGACUGCCCUUCAGAGAAACUUCGCAGAGAGCUGGAGGAAGAACUAAAGAUGAACUGUGAGGAGCCCAGAAGCCACGCAUGGUAUCACGGAGCCAUACCCAGACAGGUUGCAGAAAACUUGGUACAGCGUGACGGGGAUUUCCUGAUCCGUGAUUCGCUGUCCAGUCCAGAAAGUUAUGUUCUGACCUGCCAAUGGCGAAAUGCUGCCCAACACUUUAAAAUCAACAAAAAGGUAGUGAUGUUGAACGAAGCCUACUCCAGAGUAGAGUACCGGCUGGAAAGGGAAGGGUUUGACAAUGUCCCUGCACUUAUAAGAUACUACGUCGGCAACAGAAAACCUGUCUCCCAGGUGGUAGGAGCCAUUAUCUUCCAGCCAAUUAACAGAGGGCUGCCGCUACGCUGCUUGGAAGAAAAGUACGGGUUGUCCAGUAAACAUCGAGAGGCAGCGGGGCUAAUGGCACAGGAGAGGCGGACUCACAAGCGCCUCAGCCUCAACAUUACAAACGGACACACACACGACAACACACACGCUGUGCACGACAGCAAACACUGCCAGGACAACAGCAUGGGCCGAGGCAGCCACCUCAGAUUGAAGGAUCGGUGUGGAAGCCAACCAGCAAGUCUCAAUCAGGUCCAAGAGAGGCGCCGCCCGCUCAAGGCGCACCAAUCGGAAAGUUACCUGCCUCUCGGAUCUAAAUCACAGCCCCAGCAGCCUCCUGACCCUCACCUCCAAAGCCCCAACCCCAAAUCUCCAGUCUUUCGGACGGGCAGUGAGCCGACACUGAGCCCCUCUGUCCCACGGAGGUCUGCAGAGCUUCUGGCAGGCCAGGCCAUCCGGGGCUCCGACAGCCAGCUGUGUCCUAAACCUCCUCCCAAACCCAGCAAGGUGCCGGUGGCUCGACUGCCUCGCUCCCCCUGUCUUCAACCACUGGUUCCCCCAUCCAGCUCCUCCAACCUCACAGACUCCACCUCCUCCAGGCUACCUGCACCUCCCCUGGAUGCCACAAGUGUAGAAACUCUUGGUUCUGCGUGGAGGAGUGGAGCCACCGCAGGCCCUCCUGUUCCUCCAGUCAAACCCUUGAAGUUUCAUCAUCAACUCCUGCAUCCAGACUCUGCCGAAAUGGGUCAGUAUUCAGAUUCAGAGGCAAAAACAGGACGGACUGAACUGCUGCAACAGAGUCCUGCAGACCUGAGGUCCUGCAGCCCGCUGGAGUGGGAGGAAUCAAAAUAUAACCCCAUCACAGUCGACACCCUCCAACUUCAGCCUCCGUUCUGCAGCUACGUGGAGAGACUGAGGAGAGAGGGGGACGGAGGGAGAGAGGAGGAGGGGCAGGAGGAGAAAGAGAUGGGAGGAAAGAGAGGACUGGACAGAAGCUCCUACCAUCACGCCAUCGCCGCCUUAGAAAACACCAGCGAAGAUGAGGAAGAGGAGGGCGAAGACGAGAGGAGGGAAAGGGAGGGGAGCAGUUUCCAGCGGCCCGUCGUAGAGACAGAGUCGACGUUCCAGCCGGCAGAGUUCGGAUCUCGACUAUUGCCGCCGGAAAACAAACCGCUGGAGAUGGUGGUUCUAAAGAGAGCAAAGGAGCUGCUGCUCAGCCACAAUCACCACAGUAUAGCCAAACACCUGCUGAUGGCCGACUGCCAGGUUGCCAGGAUACUCGGAGUGACUCCAGAGCUUAAAGGUCAGAUGGGCGUGUCCUCCGGUCUGGAGCUGGUGACGCUGCCGCACGGUCGACAGCUGAGGCUGGACCUGAUGGAAAGGCACCACACCAUGGCGAUAGGCGUUGCUGUGGAUAUUCUGGGAUGUACGGGCAGCGUGGAGGAGCGGGCGUCCACCUUAAAUCGCAUCAUCCUGGUCGCGUUGGAGCUGAAGGACACGGUGGGUGACCUGUUCGCUUUCACGGCCCUGAUGAAGGCUCUGGAUCUGCCGCAGAUCAGUCGUUUGGAGGAAACAUGGACGACUCUACGAAGAAACUACACACAGACCGCCAUCAGCUAUGAGAAAACACUCAAACCUUUCUACAAGAAUUUGUACGAGGGCACAGCUUCCUCUCCUCCGGUGGUCUGCGUGCCCCUCCUGCUGCCCCUCCUCACUUUGAUGGAGCGUCCGUCAAUCACACCGGAGGGGGCGGAGCUCUGGGAGACCAGCGACCAGGGCUGCGACAUCAUGCUGCGCCACCUAGAGACUGCACGUGAUGUCGCACAGAACGCACCCAGCUACACGACCAACGCACAGACAAUCUUACAAGGGUUCCCGUGCGACGAAGACCUGCUGGAGGUGUUUAAAACAGACUUUCAGCUGCGGCUGCUGUGGGGAAGCCGUGGCGCUUCAGUCAACCAGUCCGAUCGCUACAACAAAUUCAACCUCAUCCUCACUGCGUUGUCACGGAAACUGGAGCCCCCACCCAAAACACAAACCUUAAUCUGACUUCACCUGAGCAACAACUCGCAUACUGACACCCUUUGGACUUCAGCAGAACGUCAGGUGGAUGAGAAGCUAAAGAAAACCUUAUUGAACCCAGAAAGAUUCAAAAAGUGAUCAGAGAACCAGAUGUUGUCAAAAUCCAACUUCACCUAUAGACUCUGUCCUGCAGCCGUUCAGAAGCAACCAUAACUUUUCACAGUCGUCUUAAUUCUCCAGACAAAUGCCGGUUUAGUUCCAGACUUUGCUUCUUUUAAUCAUUUAAUAUUUCACAACAUCGCUUAAAGGAGAAGUCUGUCUUUUAUGGUCCGGGGGGCACCUGCAACUUCGGCCGCAGUUCAUUUAAGAGUCUCUGCACAAUUUACAGUCUAAAAUUUAACAGUCACACAACACAUGUAAAAACAUGUGAAGUACAGGCAGAAUUUGAAACAUACAGGUAACAUUGUUAAUGUAAUGACAAACCCACAAAAUGUUAACAAGCCUUCAUCAGAGCACCACAGAGAGACUAUAGAGGAUAAACAAAUCGUCUAGUCUUCUGAGCGCUUUUACACAAGUCACGCCGAUAGCGGUUCAGCAUCUUGCACAAGGACACUUCAACAUGCAGACAGUGGGGGAUUGAACCGCCGAUCACAAUUAAUAAUCAAACCCCCACUGUUGACUUUUCUGUCAGUAGUGGGGAUGAUGCUACCAGAUCUUUGGCUGUCAUGAGCCUAAAUCAUUAAAGAGCCUGUUCUCUUUAAACCUAGCCUAUAAUAUAAAAUUAACCAAAGUUGGACAUACUGGAUGUUGUUAUUUCACUGGACUUUGAUAACAACUAUCAGUUGUUUGUAUCACUUUUACUCACUUAUUUCCAUUGCUGAGAUCAGGAGGUGCAGCAGCCACAGGUCACAAAAUGCUGUUCUGGUGACAAAUGGUGAAAUAUGCCGCUUGGUCACAUUUAAACUAGCAUUACCUUUGUAAAAGGGAGCAACUGAUAUUCAUGUGACAACAGAGCAGGCUUAAGGGAGAUGUUGAUUUGGAACUGUUGCUCUUUUUCCUGAACUGGCACUUUAUUCUGACAUUCCAGUUAAUGAAGAGCAUAUUUCUUCAACAAGACUAAAGGAGAAGAACAGCUCUACAUCUUACGACAAGUACAUUGUGAGUAAAAUGUCAGGAUGUUCCCCUGAAAAUGUAAAUUUACGUGUACACUUUAAGGAAAGAAGAAAAAAAAAAAGGAGGGGGGAAUGAGGGAGGAACUGUACCUUCAAAGUAAACGUCUGUGUAUAAUGUCCAGAUAUAAAUAAUAAGUGUAUUUAACAGUUACCAUGAGAUUGCUGGCUGCAUUUCUCUGUUUGACCAUUGAUACAAAACCACCUUUGCUAAGAUAAGGUAUGAACAGUAAGAUAUAGCAAGGUCCCUAUGAGGUGGCUUUCAGAAAUCAUGAUCUAAAGCAAAUAUUUUCCAACUGUAAUCCCACAAGAGCAGAAAAUCUGAUUCAAACUCUUUGUACAUGUGUAAAUGUAGCUACCUGAACCAAGUGUCAUCAUUUUAAUUUUUUUCUGCAUAAACCUAAAUGAAUUGAUUUAAAAAACAGAAGUAUGUUAACAUGUGAGAGACAAAAGUUGUAAAUUGUUGAAAUAUUCACAUGUUAAUAAUGGCCUGUACAUAUUUUCCUGUAGAAGACUGACUGUAAAAAAACAAAAACAAAAAGAUUUUAAUGUUUAUAUUAUUAUGAACUACUGUGGUAAGAUUGAAUAAAUAUGGCGUACAGACGUUAA
Molecule: messenger RNA, 4328 nt
Organism: Micropterus dolomieu (smallmouth bass)
Lineage: Eukaryota; Metazoa; Chordata; Actinopteri; Centrarchiformes; Centrarchidae
Gene: bcar3
Product: BCAR3 adaptor protein, NSP family member
Exons: 15
Coding region: 46-2577 (843 amino acids)
Biological process (GO): small GTPase-mediated signal transduction; positive regulation of peptidyl-serine phosphorylation
Molecular function (GO): guanyl-nucleotide exchange factor activity; phosphotyrosine residue binding
Source: RefSeq, a predicted model, not a curated record